AUGUUGCCAAAAAGCCUGCUUCUCGCGCUGUUUGGAUGCACAGCCGUCCUCGCUGCUCCCAUGGAACACCGCCUCGAGGACAUCCAAUGCCGCUGCCUCUCCUUCUCUACAAGCGCCAAACCCACGCUCUGCACCUAUCUGGAAUCACACGGACUGGACUGGGACACGGCCUACUCGCUCGCGUCGGACAAUAAUCUGCAAAUCCAGUUCGCAAGCCAAGACACCAUUUCCAAGGUCCUCGAGAUCCGGAAGCCUUUGCCCAGCAGUAUGCUGCACGUCUUGAGCUACGGACCAGCUGGGCCGCCAGACUCGACGAGUCUGAUUCAGACCGAGCACAAGAUGGUUUGCGGACUCGGCAAAGAGGCCAAGUACAUGGGCCGUCUCGACAUGGACCUUGGCUCAGAAGCGCACUACGUUGGUGUGGUGGUUGCGGCGUUCAUGUUGUUCCUAUGCGCCUACCUUUUGGGAGAGUACGCUUGGACGAGGUACUUUGGCCCCCGUGGAGGAAACAUCAAGCUGGAAGGAGACGAGAAGGCCUUGACCGCUGCUGCCGCUGCAGCUGCUGAGAAAGACCACGUCGACGACGCCACCUUCACCGGCUUCUCCUGA
This is a messenger RNA of Cucurbitaria berberidis CBS 394.84, 609 nucleotides long. RefSeq lists its product as uncharacterized. The coding region runs from base 1 to 609 and encodes 202 amino acids. The transcript is spliced from 2 exons. The record is from RefSeq and is a predicted model, not a curated record. Lineage: Eukaryota; Fungi; Ascomycota; Dothideomycetes; Pleosporales; Cucurbitariaceae.